Molecule: messenger RNA, 656 nt
Organism: Exaiptasia diaphana
Lineage: Eukaryota; Metazoa; Cnidaria; Anthozoa; Actiniaria; Aiptasiidae
Product: leucine-rich repeat and death domain-containing protein 1-like
Exons: 6
Coding region: 209-586 (125 amino acids)
Molecular function (GO): protein binding
Source: RefSeq, a predicted model, not a curated record
AGUAUCUUUUUACAAUUGCUCMCUGCCAAURAAAUGGCCGCCAUAUCUAAGAAGUGGCUCAUUAUCACGUGAUUAGAAUGAAGUGCUUUCCAGUCAUAAUUGGAUUGUGUUGUCGAUAUCAAGCGCUGAUUGCGCGCUGUUCUUUUUUCCAUCUAGGUAUCUACAAGAUUGUAAAUUAGAGCUUAUUGAAAACGGAACAUUUCAAAACAUGUCUUUUGUGAAAGGAUUGAAACUUAGUGGCAACCAUCUAACACGCUUUCCUGACCUGAAAGGAAUAUCAAAAUCCAUUCAACUGCUCGAUCUGUCAGACAACCGCAUCAGGGACAUUUCUCCCAUAGCACAGUCUGGAAUCGAAGACAUUCUCCAGUUGGACCUGAGCUACAACCGAAUCGUGUCUAUUCCGGAUGACUUCAAAAAAGUGAAGAUUUUUGUUUAUCUGUCAUUUUCAAAUAACCAAAUCAAGAAAAUACCUGCUGGUGUACUGAAGGCGUCCAGUAGUCUCCUCCAACUGUUUUUACAAAAUAAUGAAAUUGAAGUCAUCGAAAAAGGGAGCUUUGAUGGUAUGACCAGCCUGAUUGGAAUGUAAGUCUAUCUUUUAUGGGAAGGAUUAUUUAUCUGAAAAUAAAAAGACUUUAGAAUAAAAAUUAACGUAAGUA